CGAGGUGCAGUCGCGCACAUGGGGACACACCGCAUCGUGCUGUCGGGCCCCGGGCCCUGGGGCUUCCGCCUGGUGGGCGGCCGGGACUUCGAGCAGCCCCUCACCAUCUCCCGGGUGACUCCAGGUAGCAAAGCUGCCAUAGCCAACCUGUGUAUAGGAGACCAGAUCAUAGCCAUUGAUGGAGUGAACACAGAUAACAUGACACACCUUGAGGCACAGAACAAAAUCAAGGGUUGUGCAGAUGAGCUAACUCUGACAGUCAGCAGAACUGAGUCAAAAGUCUGGUCACCACUUGUAAAUGAAGAGGGGAAGACACAUCCUUAUAAGAUGAAUCUGGCCUCUCAGCCGCAGGAAAUAAGGCACAUAGGAAGUGCACACAACCGGAGCGCGGUGCCCUUCACUGCUGCCACAGCUUCUGCCCCCAGAGUGAUCACUGCUCAGUACAACAGCCCAGCAGGCCUGUACUCCUCAGAGAACAUCCAAACCUUCAACAGUGCAGUGGAGACAAAGACAUCACCUGGGGCCCCCGAGCCUACCAAGCUUUUAGAUCAGCAUAACCAGCCCCCAGGCAGCAUCGCAAUAGACAGAGAAUCUGAGGUUUACAAGAUGCUCCAGGAGAAUCAAGAGUCAAAUGAGCCACCCAGACAAUCUGCUUCCUUCCUUGUGUUGCAAGAGAUUUUGGAGUCAGAAGAGAAAGGAGACCCUACCAAACCAUCUGGAUUUAGGAGCGUCAAAGCCCCUACAACAAAGGUGGCCUCAUCUAUUGGGAAUGCCCAGAAGCUGCCCAUGUGUGAGAAGUGUGGAUCUGGCAUUGUAGGGGUGUUUGUGAAGAUCCGGGACAAGCAGCGUCACCCCGAGUGCUACGUGUGCAGCGACUGUGGCACCAACCUCAAGCAGAAAGGACACUUCUUCGUGGAAGACCAAAUCUACUGCGAGAAGCACGCACGGGAGCGGGUGAUUCCUCCGGAGGGUUACGAGGUGGUCACUGUCUUCCCAAAGUAAGCUGGGCUGCUCACAAACCCAGUGUGGAUGGUUCCUUCUCUGCUGCUUUUCCUUGGAAAAAAGCAUCAUCCCCGCCCACCCCCUGCCCUGCCAAAUCUUGUUUGCAAUAAGGACUGCUAGGCAUGGCUUUGAAGUUCCCAGCCAUUAUUAGUCCUCCAUCUGUUCACAUGAGAUGUCACUAAUUGUUCAAAAUUUUUUCUUGUCUCCUUUUUCACUGUUUGGGUGCGGUUUUUAAAUAUACAGAUUUUAUUUUUUCCCCUCCUUUGUCCUGUCAAUCACACAGGAAAAUCAGCAGCCAAAGUCAGACUAUAACUCGUCUGUGUCACAGGUUGCCUUCUGUUUGCAUUCAAUAAAUGGGGUGAAUUCAUAAGGCAGCUGUCUGCUUUCUCCUGGUAUCCCUGUGCCCUGGACUGGGGUUCCCAGGGCAGCAGAAGAGGUGCCCAGUGUACGCCUGUGUUUGCCCUGGACAGCAGUGUGAGAGAAUUACAAAUUUCAGCCUCACUUACCUCUCAUGCUGCCCAGCUGCUGUUAGCAGCUGCCUGCUGGCACCCAGCAAGGGCCAAGUGGGCACAGCCAGGCCACAGAUCACAGCUGGCAUUGGCUGCCUGUCCCCAGUGCAAGGUGGCUGAGAGCUGCCUCCAGCAUUGCUUGAUGAUGAUGCAUGGCUGUCUUUGGGGUUGGUGUGGGGAGUGGGCACAUGCCCCACGUACACUGGGUGAGGGCCUGAUGGGGUGAUCUGUGGUGACAUUAUUUCUCUACUCGCACCUCUGAAUGAGCUACUGGCUGUUCUUUUGCUGUAAAAAUAAACAGUUUCUAAGAAA
Apus apus (common swift) is the source of this 1823-nucleotide messenger RNA. RefSeq names its product PDZ and LIM domain 1 (gene PDLIM1). The record is from RefSeq and is a predicted model, not a curated record. Gene Ontology annotation, molecular function: actin binding; muscle alpha-actinin binding. NCBI's taxonomy places the organism in Eukaryota, Metazoa, Chordata, Aves, Apodiformes, Apodidae. The transcript has 7 exons. The coding region runs from base 19 to 1002 and encodes 327 amino acids. Gene Ontology annotation, biological process: heart development; muscle structure development; actin cytoskeleton organization. Gene Ontology annotation, cellular component: stress fiber; filamentous actin; Z disc.